AUGUCUCAACUCCGAAGACCUACUCAUCUUUUUCACCGCCUCUCAUCUUUGAAGAAGGCCAAUUUGCUCGGAAUAAACAUGGUAACAUCUACACGACAAUUUUCAACGAUAAACAACAGCAUUAGAGAAGAGAAUGAUAUGACGAACAAAACUAAGGAACCAUCACAACAAGAACAAAAGUUAUCAUAUCAAGAAAUCAAGCAAAUGAAAAGAAUGAAAGAAUUGGAAGAACGACUAACCAAAAGUAAAGGGGUUGGAAAACUUUUUACAAAUCCAAGAGAGAAACAAUUAGUCUUUACAGGUCUUGUUUUAACCCUUGUUUUUUGUAUAGGUUCAUUGCUUUUUUCAAUUUAUAGAAUUUACGACACAUGGCUUCAAAAGCAAAUUAGAUAUUUUCCAUCUCCGUUUGUCAGGUUGACCGAGAAUAGAAUAACCUGUGUAGAUUUCUUUGGAACUUUCUCGAUUAAUGUGCCAAAGCAACAUCUUCCUGAUGAGGUUGUUGAAGAAUUUGAAAAAAAGGCAUACAAAUAG
Molecule: messenger RNA, 531 nt
Organism: Naegleria lovaniensis
Lineage: Eukaryota; Heterolobosea; Eutetramitea; Acrasida; Naegleriidae
Exons: 2
Coding region: 1-531 (176 amino acids)
Source: RefSeq, a predicted model, not a curated record